UACUAUUGUUCUCAUUAUUAAUUUAAUUAGUGGUUACAUGAAAUUUUUGUAAGCGUUCUUGUUUUCUAAAAUUUGUUUUGUUGUGUAGAAUUGGCUUUGACUAUGCGUGUAACUGAAAAGUGUGAUGUGUAUAGCUUUGGAGUGGUAGCUUUAGAAACUAUGAUGGGAAAGCACCCAGGAGAGAUGUUGGAAUCUUUAACAUCAGCUCAGUCGAAAGAUUUGGAGAAUAUGCUAUUAAAAGAUGUGUUAGAUCAACGGUUAUUACCUCCUACUGGGAGGUUAUCACCUGUUGUGGUGUUAGUGGUGAGCUUAGCACUGUCAUGUACUAGAAGUAGACCAGAUUCACGACCCACUAUGCAUUUUGUGGCACAAGAAUUAUCGACAAGGAGUCGUGCUUCCAUGAUCUCUGAGCCAUUGAGGACUAUUACGAUUGAGAAGGUCGCUGCACUUCAAUAUCAACAGCAGUAGAAAGAAUUAAUAUUUUUAUUACAAUUAAAGCUAGUAUUCAUGUAAGAUAAUAGGUUUAACU
Messenger RNA from Cannabis sativa, 529 nucleotides. Its product is annotated as probable leucine-rich repeat receptor-like protein kinase At1g35710. The transcript has a single exon. Gene Ontology annotation, molecular function: protein kinase activity. The record is from RefSeq and is a predicted model, not a curated record. Lineage: Eukaryota; Viridiplantae; Streptophyta; Magnoliopsida; Rosales; Cannabaceae. The coding region runs from base 103 to 468 and encodes 121 amino acids. Gene Ontology annotation, biological process: protein phosphorylation.